CCAGCCAGCUAUGAAGUUUUUAUGGCGCGUCUCCAUUGCCGUUUGUGAAUUAUGCAUCUUGACAGUUGCAACAGACUUUUCGGAUGCGAUUGAAAAGCCCGAACGGGUCGACGAUCAGUUGAAAGAGGUCGAGGGUAUCGAGGAUGAGGAUCACGACGAGGAGGCGCUGCCAGUGACCUAUCAGGUUAUGGAUGCCAACAUAAAAGUGAAGGAACCCGCGUCAACGGACGAGACUCUUGAGAAUCUCGAUAAAGACUGGGAUAAGAAGAGAGCGAUCAGGGACGUGGCAUACUUCAUUCGCGCACAUAAAUUUCGAGAUUACGAUCGACGUUACUACAGAGAAGUGAGCGAGGUGUCCAGGCAUCUGUACCAAGGAUUUCCAAAGCCAGCCCUGAGGUCUUUACAUUGGGAGGUUCACAAGUUCUGCGUUUCCGGAUUCGACGCUUGUCUCAACUAUGUCGAAAGGAUCGUGAAGCUGACGUCGCUGAGACGAGAAGACGACACCGUGACGGUGAUGCGAGAGAACUCCUGGAACUUGGAAAAUAAUACCGAGGAAAUUCUGGCGACGCAAAAGGACUGUGAAAUGGCCAAGAGACGUGACAAUCGGAGUGCACUUCCGUUCGCAGGACCAAUUGAGCGGUUCCAGUGGCGUACUACGGUCAGCUACUACAUGUGCUGGUACACGAUGCUCGGCAUUCCCGAACUCGCUCUUUUCGGAGAGCCUUGCGACAAUCAUGCAAAUUGCCUCGAUCAAUAUGGGAACAACAAUAGAGAUCCUAGAGCGGACGAUACCACACCGUACGCCUGUGCACUCUACAGCUUCUGUCCAGAUCAUUGUUGUCCCAUAAAGCACAUCUGGUACAUGAAAGACUGCUUUCAGUCUCAGGAGAAUCCUUGCCAUUACGGGAAAAGAGGAGAUGCGUACGAAGCACCAGAACUCUCGCCGGAAGGACGUUGCAUUAUGGUUCGAGAGGACAAUAAAGAUUUCUCUUCGUUGGUAGCAGAUCGAAUAAACGUAACCUGCGAGUGUCAGCAUACGGGGUACGAAUGGUCUUCGAGAUUUGGAUUGUGCGUCGACGUGAACGAAUGCGCCCAGAGCCAGCACAAUUGUUCCGAGGAAGAAGGCGAGACGUGUUUCAAUCUUCCCGGCCGAUUCGCCUGCGUCUGUCGCCUGGGUUACGUUUACAAUGACGAAAAGAAGAGCUGCGUUAAAAGUCCCAGUAUAGAAAAGACAUUGCGCGAUCUCGUGAUCGAGCGUAACGACACUGAAUCGAAGAGCUUGUUUGCCUUGAUCGUUGAAAAGGUUAGCAGGUCAUCCGGUAGUUGCGCCGUCACAGAUAUUGCUUUUCCAUUCGUUUGGCUGGUUGCUUUUAUGCUAUGAUGCAAAGUCUAACGCAAGAAUCGAAAGGAAAAAGUAAUUUCAAAGG
This is a messenger RNA of Cephus cinctus (wheat stem sawfly), 1427 nucleotides long. RefSeq lists its product as uncharacterized. Lineage: Eukaryota; Metazoa; Arthropoda; Insecta; Hymenoptera; Cephidae. The transcript is spliced from 3 exons. The record is from RefSeq and is a predicted model, not a curated record. Bases 11 to 1381 code for a protein of 456 amino acids. Gene Ontology annotation, molecular function: calcium ion binding.